Messenger RNA from Penicillium cinerascens, 1200 nucleotides. Its product is annotated as methionyl-tRNA formyltransferase. Gene Ontology annotation, biological process: conversion of methionyl-tRNA to N-formyl-methionyl-tRNA; biosynthetic process. The transcript has 4 exons. Gene Ontology annotation, cellular component: mitochondrion. The record is from RefSeq and is a predicted model, not a curated record. Gene Ontology annotation, molecular function: methionyl-tRNA formyltransferase activity. Lineage: Eukaryota; Fungi; Ascomycota; Eurotiomycetes; Eurotiales; Aspergillaceae. The coding region runs from base 1 to 1200 and encodes 399 amino acids.
AUGUUCGUUGUACGUGGAGCAGGAACCUAUGGUCUCUGCAGGCAUGUCAUUGUUUCUCGGUGGCCUGCUUCGAGGCUUUACUCAACGAAAACCUAUGAUCCUCUCCGGAUUCUGUUUUGCGGCUCGGACGAGUUUAGUAUUGCCUCCUUGAAAGCUCUCCACGCCUAUCAUUUGAAACAACCGAAUCGAAUUGCUUCUAUAGACGUGGUUUGCCGACCAGGAAAAAGAGUGGGAAGAGGCUUGAAGAAGAUUCGGCAAGUGCCCAUCAAGGAGACUGCCGAGGCUCUCUCACUUCCGAUCCAUGAGAUUGAUACAUUCACUGGAUGGACGCCCCCGGUUACUCCGAAUGGUCCCAUCAAUUUGAUCAUCGCCGUAUCAUUCGGGCUGUUUGUACCUCCCCGUAUCUUGAAUUCUGCCAGCUACGGGGGUCUGAAUAUGCAUCCUUCAUUGCUGCCAGAUUUCCGAGGUCCAGCUCCGCUGCACCACACUCUUUUAGCAGGGGAAAAAUUAACUGGAGUGACACUCCAGACUUUGCAUCAUAAGAGCUUCGACCAUGGAACAGUUCUCUCCCAGACUCCACCACCUGGCUUUGAAAUUCCCAACCCCGACUUUUGCACUGUCCCCGAGCUGCUCAACCUCGUUGCACCAAAAGGUGCCCAAUCACUAGUGGAUGGAAUCAAAGAUGGCCUUUUCGUACCUCCCAUACAGGACGCAGGAUGGCGUGCCAACGAGGCAACCGACAACCUGAGACACGCAAGCAAAAUCAAGCCGGAGGAUCUCCAUAUUGACUGGGCAAACUGGACAAUGCUCGAGAUCAACCGACGCAACCGAAUCCUCGGCCCAGUAUGGAGCAAGGCACUUGUUACAUCAAACCCUUCGGAUGGCCCUCUCACGUUCCAGCAAAAGCGGGUGAUUCUAACCGAGACCGAAGAAGUGGAACCGCCGAAAGGAUGUGAUUCUUUGGCGCUUGUUCCGGGUCUACCAUUUGCGAAUGCUCCCCACCCUGUUGAACCGAAGAAGGGACGAGCUCUUCAUGUGUUUACUCGGGACGGCAAAGUUCUGCGUAUCAACAAGAUGAAAGUAGAAGGUGAGCCGGUUGCCGAUGGACUCCGCGCUGCGAUCAAGGCUCGCAUGUUUGGUGACCGGUCGUUCCAGUCAGAGGGCGUUGAGUUUACAGCUUUCCGCAAUCCUCUGGUUUGA